AUGUCCACAUGGCUACUCGACAGCAAAUGUGUCGAGCGGAUGAAGUGGCUUUUCAGCGACUUGCCGGAAGAGAAGCGCGUCAUGAUUAAGAUGAACGAGGUCGCUUUUUUCUCGGUCACUCCGGCGGUGUACGCAGAUGAAGUCGCUAGAAUGAUGCGCACUGUGCUUGCUUUGCUGGGCAAGCCGCCCUACGCAGUGAUUGAUGGAACCGCCUGUGUAGGCGGAGACACCAGGCUGUUGGCUAAGCACUUUGAUAUGACUGUCGCCAUUGAGAGGGAUCCCGAGACGUAUGCGCUUCUCCAGGAUAAUCUGACCACUUGGGGGGUUGACGCGAAGACGAUCUCUGGAGACACCGCCGCGCUCAUCCCGCAGUUCUGGACGUUAAUUGGAGCUGUUGCGACGUUCUCGCUCUACCUCGAUCCCCCGUGGGGCGGAGUCGACUACCGGUCCCAGACAGACAUACAGCUCACGCUGGGUUCUCUCGCGGUCGAGGAUGUCGUUAACAGGGCGUUCGAGGCCCACUUAUCGAUGAAGCUCGCAGUCCUCAAGCUUCCGCGGAACUACAAUUGCGGGUACCUCUUUCGGAAGCUCGGAAAGCACGAGGUCUUUCGUAUCACGCAGGGGAACUUCUUUGUCUUCUUUGUCGCGCGGCGCGGGUCGCGGGUCAAGGAGCACGGCCGCACCGCCAUGCUCCAGCUCAGGAAGGCGCGGGAGGAGGCAAAGGCGAGGAGUGAGGAGACGAAGGAGGACGGAGAGACGAGGGGGAGCGGCGAGUAA
Molecule: messenger RNA, 777 nt
Organism: Giardia duodenalis
Lineage: Eukaryota; Fornicata; Diplomonadida; Hexamitidae
Product: RNA cap guanine-N2 methyltransferase
Exons: 1
Coding region: 1-777 (258 amino acids)
Biological process (GO): 7-methylguanosine RNA capping; 7-methylguanosine cap hypermethylation
Cellular component (GO): nucleus
Molecular function (GO): RNA cap trimethylguanosine synthase activity
Source: RefSeq, a predicted model, not a curated record